Molecule: messenger RNA, 1716 nt
Organism: Dothidotthia symphoricarpi CBS 119687
Lineage: Eukaryota; Fungi; Ascomycota; Dothideomycetes; Pleosporales; Dothidotthiaceae
Product: cyclohexanone 1,2-monooxygenase
Exons: 5
Coding region: 1-1716 (571 amino acids)
Molecular function (GO): NADP binding; N,N-dimethylaniline monooxygenase activity; flavin adenine dinucleotide binding
Source: RefSeq, a predicted model, not a curated record
AUGUCCUUUGAUACCGAAGUCCUAAUCAUCGGCGCUGGGUGCAGCGGCCUUGGUCUCGCAAUCCAGAUCAUCAGGCAAUAUGGCAUCAGGAACUUUGAGCUCGUGGAGAAGAGUAAUGACGUGGGGGGGACGUGGUUAGCAAACUCAUACCCCGGGUGUGGAUGCGAUGUAGCUUCACAUUUCUAUUCCUACAGCUUCGCCCUGAACCCUGAGUGGAGCCGUAAAUACUCGCUACGUGAGGAGAUUCAGGAGUACUUUCGCUCGGUGGCUGAGCAGUAUCGUAUUGUGGAGCAUGUGAGGUUCCAUUCUGUGGUGGAGAAGGCUGAGUGGGAUGACAUGGACAAGGUGUGGAAAGUCACGGUUUUGAAUGUUGAGAGCAAAGAGAAGAUCGUUCGGAGAGCGAAGAUAUUGAUCUCUGGCGUGGGUUCUCUAUCCGUGCCUAAGAGAUGUGACAUUCGUGGCAUGGAAACGUUCGAUGGGAAGGUUUUUCAUUCGGCGCAAUGGGACCACAGUUUCGAUUGGGGAGGUAAAGAUGUUGUUGUUCUCGGCAAUGGUUGUUCGGCAACGCAGUUCCUCCCCAUAAUGGCCUCUCCACCAAACCCCGUCCGCAGCAUCACCCAAUUUGCCCGACAAGCCCAAUACCUCUCCGAGCGCACAAAUCCUUACUAUACACCAACUUUCAAAGCCGUGAUGCGUUACGUUCCCUUGGCCAUGCGUCUUUAUCGCGCAAAGUUCUACUACGACAUGGAGCGUGACUAUUCCGGCUUCAGUAUCGAGCACGGCCGCCCUAUUCGCGACGCUUUAGCAAAGGAAAAUGAGGCCUAUGUGAAAAAGAUGGCGCCACAAAAGUAUUGGGAUGCAUUGAUUCCGAAGACAGAGAUUGGUUGCAAGAGGAAGAUACUGGAUACAGAGUAUUUGGCUAGUUUGUGGAAAGACCAUGUAGAGCUUGUCUGUGACGAUCCUGUGGAGAGAUUUGUGGAAGAUGGGGUUCUGACGAGAUCUGGGAGGGAGGUGAGGGCAGAUGCGGUAGUGUUGGCGAUUGGGUUCGCGACACAGCAAAUGCUUUUUCCCAUGGAAAUUAUUGGACGGGAUGGACUAGGCUUGCGCGAGCACUGGGAGAACACUUCUCAAGGCAUCGCACAAGCCUACUUCGGCACCGUCAUUCCCCACUUCCCCAACUUUUUCACCCUCAUGGGCCCCAACACCGUCACGGGCCAUCUCAGCGUCAUCUAUACAGUUGAAUGCCAAAUCAACUUCACGCUGCGAGUCCUCGAUCCUGUAUUGAAAUCCCUGCCCUCCUACCGUUCCCGCUCCUGGCUCCCCGCCUUCCUCGCUCCAACCCCCACAACGGUCGAAGUCCAAGCGGAAGCUGCACUCGCAGACUCGGCAUGGAUUCAACGUGAAGCCAAGAAACUGGUUUGGGCCAGCGGAUGCACGAAUUGGGCUGUGGAUCCCAAGACGGGCAUCAACAACAUGAUGUAUCCUGGCUAUCAGUUUACGUACUGGCUCAGAAGCGUGUUCUGGAAGAGGAACGAUUUUGCAUAUCGAGAUGAAAAGACUGGAGAGGUAAUCAGGCCGGAUGUAAAGGGGAGGAUGGUCGUAUGGGCAUUGACCAUCGGGGCGCUUGCUGGUGUGUUUGUAGCACGAGACUGGAUUAUUGAGGGACUACCUGAGCGGCUAAAAGGGUUGAGAGGAUUGCGGGUGGGUCGAGGUUGA